Messenger RNA from Anas platyrhynchos (mallard), 4400 nucleotides. Lineage: Eukaryota; Metazoa; Chordata; Aves; Anseriformes; Anatidae. The record is from RefSeq and is a predicted model, not a curated record.
GCGGCGCCAGAGCGCGAUCGUGGCGCGGCGGCGAGAGGAGCCCCGCGUGGCGCCGAGCUCGGGACUGCCCGGCGGGGCCGCCCGCACCGCCCCCCGCCAUGGCCGCCGCUGCUGCUGCCGCUGCCGCCCGCCCGGGGGCCCCCCCGCCGCCGCCGCCGCUGCUCCCCCUCCUGCUGCUGCUCCUGCUGCUCCCCGCCGGCCGCCGAGCCCUCGAGGAGACCCUGAUGGACACGAAGUGGGUGACCUCGGAGUUGGCGUGGACAACCCAUCCGGAGACGGGGUGGGAAGAGGUGAGCGGCUACGACGAGGCCAUGAACCCCAUCCGCACGUACCAGGUGUGCAACGUGCGGGAGGCCAACCAGAACAACUGGCUGCGCACCAAGUUCAUCCAGCGCCAGGACGUCCAGCGCGUCUACGUGGAGCUCAAGUUCACCGUGCGGGACUGCAACAGCAUCCCCAACAUCCCCGGCUCCUGCAAAGAGACCUUCAACCUCUUCUAUUACGAGUCGGAUACGGAUUCUGCCUCGGCGAGCAGCCCUUUCUGGAUGGAGAACCCCUAUAUCAAAGUGGAUACAAUUGCCCCGGACGAGAGCUUCUCCAAGCUGGAGUCGGGCCGCGUGAACACCAAGGUGCGCAGCUUUGGGCCCCUCUCCAAGAACGGCUUUUACCUGGCCUUCCAGGACCUGGGGGCCUGCAUGUCCCUCAUCUCCGUGCGGGCUUUCUACAAGAAAUGCUCCAACACCAUCGCUGGCUUUGCCAUCUUCCCGGAGACGUUAACGGGGGCUGAGCCCACGUCUCUGGUCAUCGCUCCGGGCACCUGCAUCCCCAACGCAGUGGAGGUGUCCGUCCCUCUCAAGCUGUACUGCAACGGCGACGGCGAGUGGAUGGUGCCCGUGGGAGCCUGCACAUGUGCCGCUGGGUACGAGCCGACCAUGAAGGACACCCAGUGCCAAGCCUGCGGCCCGGGAACCUUCAAAUCCAAGCAGGGCGAGGGGCCCUGCUCCCCCUGCCCGCCCAACAGCCGCACGACCUCGGGAGCAGCGACGGUCUGCACGUGCCGCACCGGCUUCUUCCGCGCCGACACAGACCCCGCCGACAGCGCCUGCACCAGCGUGCCGUCGGCUCCUCGCAGCGUCAUCUCCAACGUGAACGAGACGUCGCUGGUGCUGGAGUGGAGCGAGCCGCAGGACGCGGGCGGGCGGGACGACCUGCUCUACAACGUCAUCUGCAAGAAGUGCAGCGUGGAGCGGCGCCUCUGCACGCGCUGCGACGACAACGUGGAGUUCGUGCCGCGCCAGCUGGGCCUCACCGAGCGCCGCAUCUACAUCAGCAACCUGAUGGCCCACACCCAGUACACCUUCGAGGUCCAGGCGGUGAACGGCAUCUCCAGCAAGAGCCCCUUCCCUCCGCACUUCGCCUCCGUCAACAUCACCACCAACCAGGCAGCCCCAUCUGCCGUGCCCACCAUGCACCUGCACAGCAGCACGGGGAACAGCAUGACGCUGUCGUGGACUCCCCCGGAGAGACCCAACGGCAUCAUUCUCGACUAUGAGAUCAAGUACUCCGAGAAGCAAGGCCAGAGCGAUGGCAUUGCCAACACCGUCACCAGCCAGAAGAACUCGGUGCGGCUGGACGGGCUGAAGGCCAACGCCCGCUACAUGGUGCAGGUGCGGGCACGCACGGUGGCUGGGUACGGCCGCUACAGCCUCCCCACCGAGUUCCAGACGACUGCAGAGGACGGCUCCACCGGGAAGACUUUCCAGGAGCUGCCUCUGAUCGUGGGCUCGGCCACUGCGGGGCUGCUCUUCGUCAUCGUCGUGGUCGUCAUCGCUAUCGUCUGCUUCAGGAAAGGGAUGGUUACUGAACACCUCCUCUCGUCUCCUUUGGGCAGGAAGCAGCGCAACAGCACAGAUCCCGAGUACACGGAGAAGCUGCAGCAGUACGUCACCCCGGGGAUGAAGGUCUACAUUGACCCUUUCACUUACGAGGACCCCAACGAAGCAGUCCGGGAGUUUGCCAAAGAGAUCGACAUCUCCUGCGUCAAAAUCGAGGAGGUCAUCGGAGCAGGGGAGUUCGGCGAGGUGUGCCGCGGGCGCCUGAAGCUGCCCGGCCGCCGCGAGAUCUUCGUGGCCAUCAAGACGCUGAAGGUGGGCUACACGGAGCGGCAGCGGCGCGAUUUCCUCAGCGAGGCCAGCAUCAUGGGGCAGUUCGACCACCCCAACAUCAUCCACCUGGAGGGCGUGGUGACCAAGAGCCGCCCCGUCAUGAUCAUCACCGAGUUCAUGGAGAACUGCGCGCUCGACUCCUUCCUCCGGCUGAAUGACGGGCAGUUCACGGUCAUCCAGCUGGUGGGGAUGCUGCGAGGCAUCGCUGCGGGCAUGAAGUACCUGUCGGAGAUGAACUACGUGCACCGCGACCUGGCUGCCCGCAACAUCCUGGUCAACAGCAACUUGGUCUGCAAAGUGUCCGAUUUCGGGCUCUCCCGCUUCCUGGAGGACGACCCGGCCGACCCCACCUACACCAGCUCCCUGGGGGGCAAGAUCCCGAUCAGAUGGACGGCUCCUGAGGCCAUCGCCUACCGCAAGUUCACCUCGGCCAGCGACGUGUGGAGCUACGGCAUCGUCAUGUGGGAAGUGAUGUCCUACGGGGAGCGACCCUACUGGGACAUGUCCAACCAGGACGUGAUCAACGCGGUGGAGCAGGAUUACCGCCUGCCCCCCCCCAUGGACUGCCCCACGGCGCUGCACCAGCUGAUGCUGGACUGCUGGGUGCGGGACCGCAACCUGCGGCCCAAAUUUGCACAGAUCGUCAACACGCUGGACAAGCUGAUCCGCAACGCUGCCAGCCUCAAGGUCAUCGCCAGCGUCCAGUCUGGGUCAGUGGGGUCCCAGAUCCCGGGGAACACAGCGUCUCCCAGCCGCUCCUGGACCGCACUGUGCCGGAUUACACCACCUUCACCACCGUGGGAGACUGGCUGGACGCCAUCAAAAUGGGACGGUACAAGGAGAACUUCGUCAAUGCCGGCUUUGCCUCCUUCGACCUGGUGGCACAGAUGACGGCGGAAGACCUGCUGAGGAUAGGGGUGACGCUAGCAGGGCACCAGAAGAAGAUCCUGAGCAGCAUUCAGGACAUGAGGCUGCAGAUGAACCAGACGCUCCCGGUUCAGGUUUGACCGCAGGGGACUCUGCAUUGGAACGGACCGAGGGAACCUGCCAACCAGGUUCAGUUUGCGGUGCAGCCCGGCUUCCCGAUUCCCCCUUCCCGCGGCGCUCCUCUGCCUCGGACGCUCGCCUGGGACAGGCCGGGCCGGGCCGCCCUGCCCCGGAUCGGAGGCACCCGUGCCGAGAGGGAGCCCGGCUUUUCGUCCCGUGUCCUGGAGCGGCGAGGCAGCGACGCAGUCUUCAUAUUGAAGAUGGAUUUAUGGGACGGAGAUGGCACAUCCCGCUUCCCGCCCUGUCUCGGUGCUCAUCGGUUUGAAGAGUUGUUCUGCUUCUUGGAUUUCUUUUCACCCUGUUCUCCCCGCCCCGAGUCCUCACCGUCCCCCCGUCCCCGAGGCCACAGACUGUUGACCCCGUCCGCUGAGUCCGUCAGACGCGUCCGAAGCCUUCCCCGACCCCGGACCCCGCAUGGAGGCAGCCGGGGGGAGGCCGAGCCCCCCGCGGCGUGGAGACGACGCCAGGGACGGGGCUGCCCGGCCCCAGACAAUCACUUCUCUCCUCCCCCCCCCUCGCGGCCCCUCCGCACGAGGGUCUGCACUGGAACGUGUCCGAAGGGAAGGCUUCGCUCCCUUUCUUCUUGGCUUUGCACGCCAGAACCCGAACCCCGUGAGAUUUUACUAUGCAGGGAGUUAGGCAAAAAAAAAAAAAAAAAAAAAAAAAAUUAAAAAAAAAAUAGAGAGAUAUAUUAAAAAAAAAAAAAAAAAAAAAAGAGGGAGCAGAAAAGGGGAGGGAGGGGGACCAGGUGCCCAGCUCCGCAUCUCUUACCCUCUUGGUUCUCGUGGCCGGCUCUGGACUGCAGAGUGAGGCCGUCAGCACGUUUGCACAGGGACCCUCGGCCCCACGGCAGCCGCGCUCCUGCGAGAGGGGGGCCGGGGAGCGGGGCCCGGGGGGGCUGCAGCCGCGCAGGGGGGGGGCCUGGCCUCCCCCAGCCUCCUGUUUUAUGCAGAAGGAGCGGGUGCCGCCGGCGCGGCCGCCCCCCCCCGCUCCUGCCACACGCUGUGAUUGCUGCCAAAAGACUCACUCACCUUCCUCUGACUCUUCACUGCAGCCCGGUUCCUCCAAGCUGAGGGAGAGAACUCCCAGCGUGCGUGAGUGUGCGUGAGUUGUGUGCGUGCGUGCGUGUGUGCUGGCCGGCAGGACUGUGUGAGGCAAUGGGCAGAAUAAAGGCAAUAAGAAUUUUAA